AUGAAGGAACUCUUGGAGUAUUUGAAUCAGAAAAAUGGCAGGAUAUUUUCUAGAAUUGAUUGGGUAUUUGUGAAUGGAGAAUGGAUGGACAACAUGAUAGAUUGUAGAGCUAAAUUCUUGCCAGAAGGGGUGAGUAAUCAUCAGGUAACAUUAAUGCAUCAUUUGAUUAAGAGGAAGAUGGAUUUUAAAUAUUGCAAUGCAUGGAGUGCUCAUCCCCAGUUUCUGGAAAUAGUAGAAGAUGGAUGGAACCAGAACAUUGAAGAAUGGAAAAUGUUUCAAGUUGUGAAAAAACUAAAACAGCAGACCUUGUAUAAGAAAAUUUUCACCAAUAUAGUGACAGUGAUAGCUACUGAUAGAGCAAACUUAUUGAGGAGCCAAGAAUUGCUUCAACAGAAUCCUAUGGAUACAAAGUUACAACAAGAAGAAAGGAUACUAGGGGCAAAGUUCAAGAGGUCCAACUACUUAGCAGAGGUGUUCCUCCAACAGAGGAGCAAGGAUACCUGGAUAAGUUUAGGGGAUGAUAACACUUGGUACUUCAUUUCUGUGAUCAAACACAAGAAAUUAGUACAAGCAGUCACUCGAUUACAUGAUGCAAGUUCAAAACUGCAGAAUGAUUCAUAG
Molecule: messenger RNA, 621 nt
Organism: Nicotiana tabacum (common tobacco)
Lineage: Eukaryota; Viridiplantae; Streptophyta; Magnoliopsida; Solanales; Solanaceae
Source: RefSeq, a predicted model, not a curated record